This is a messenger RNA of Cynocephalus volans (Philippine flying lemur), 942 nucleotides long. RefSeq names its product olfactory receptor 6C74. NCBI's taxonomy places the organism in Eukaryota, Metazoa, Chordata, Mammalia, Dermoptera, Cynocephalidae. The record is from RefSeq and is a predicted model, not a curated record. Gene Ontology annotation, cellular component: membrane. Gene Ontology annotation, molecular function: G protein-coupled receptor activity; olfactory receptor activity. The coding region runs from base 4 to 942 and encodes 312 amino acids. The transcript has a single exon. Gene Ontology annotation, biological process: G protein-coupled receptor signaling pathway.
ACUAUGAAAAACCACACAACAGUGACAACCUUUAUUCUUCUUGGACUGACAGAUGAUCCACAGUUACAGGUGGUCAUUUUUCUUCUCCUUUUUUUCACCUACAUGUUGAGUGUCACUGGGAACUUAACCAUCAUCACCCUCUCCCUACUGGAUAUACAUCUCAAGACACCCAUGUAUUUCUUCCUCCGAAAUUUCUCAUUUUUAGAAGUAUCGUUCACAACUGUCUGCAUUCCCAAAUUUCUUGUUAGUAUGGCAACAGGUGACAAAACAAUUUCUUACAACAACUGUGCAGCACAGCUGUUUUUCACUAUUCUCUUGGGAGCAACUGAAUUUUUUCUUCUGGCUGCCAUGUCCUAUGACCGCUAUGUGGCCAUCUGCAAACCCCUGCGUUACACCACCAUCAUGAGCAGCAGACUCUGCAACUUGCUGGUGUUUGCUUCAUGGUUGGCUGGUUUCCUAAUAAUUUUUCCACCACUGCUUGUGGGUCUCAAGCUUAAUUUCUGUGCAGCCAACACUGUAGAUCAUUUUUUCUGUGACGUUUCUCCUAUCCUGCAGCUCUCUUGCACAGACACAGAUGUAAUAGAAUUAAUGAUGCUUCUCUCAGCCAUUUUGACUCUCCUGGUUACACUGGUGCUAGUGAUUCUCUCCUACACAAAUAUCAUAAAAACUAUUCUGAAAAUACCUUCUUCUCAACAGAGGAAGAAAGCCUUUUCUACGUGUUCUUCCCACAUGGUGGUCGUGUCAAUUUCUUAUGGCAGCUGCAUCUUCAUGUAUGUGAAACCCUCUGCAAAGGAAAGAGUGUCUUUGAAUAAAGGGAUAGCUUUGCUCAGCACUUCUGUCGCCCCCAUGUUAAACCCCUUCAUUUAUACACUGAGAAACAAACAGGUGAAAGAUGCUUUUAAACACAUGACCAAAAAGAUUGAAGCUUUCUCAUUGAAGUGA